Closterium sp. Naga37s-1 is the source of this 2355-nucleotide messenger RNA. Lineage: Eukaryota; Viridiplantae; Streptophyta; Zygnematophyceae; Desmidiales; Closteriaceae. The record is from the annotation of a GenBank genome assembly.
AUGCAUGCGGGGGUUGGGGUAUGUUUCGAAGUAUCGCUGGGAAACAUACCCCGCGAGCCUUGGCAUUUUUGGGAUGUCGUCACUCGCGCCUGCCCUCGUCACUUGCGCCUUCCCUCGUCACUCGCGCCUGCCCUCGUCAUUCGCGCGCCCUCGUCACUCGCGCUUGCCCUCGUCACUUGCGCCUGCCCUCGUCACUUGUGCCUGCCCUCGUCACUUGCGCCUGCCCUCGUCACUCGCGCCUGCCCUCGUCACUCGCGCCUGCCCCAGCCUGCCCACGUAGCGUGCUUCCCGUUGUCACGCGCUCUCUCCCCGGCAUCUGCCCCCUCGUCCCCUCGUCGCGCACGUUUCCUUUUGUCACGCGUGUUUCCCCUCGUCACGUGCAUGGCCCCUCGUCACGCAUUCUCUCCCCGGCAUCUGCCCCCUCGUCCCCUCGUCGCGCACGUUUCCUUUUGUCACGCGCGUUUCCCCUCGUCACGUGCAUGGCCCCUCGUCGCCACGUUUCCAUCUGUCACGCGCAUUUCCCCUCGUCACGCGCUCUCCUCCCCUCGUCCCGCGCUCAACCAUUCACUCACGCUCCAGGCUCUCCCCGGCAUCUGCUCCCCCGUUCCCCCCAUCCCCUUCCCUGUUCCCCGUAUCCCCUGCCCUGCUUCCUCUCAUCCUCUGACUUGCUUCCCAUCAUCCCCACACCCUCUACCUGCUUCCCUCCAUCCCCUGCCCUGUUUCCCCCCAUCCCCUUCCCUGCUUCCCCCAAUACGCUGUCCUGCUUCCCCCAAUCCCCUGCCCUGCUUCCCCCCAUCUUCUUCCUUGCUUCCCCCCAUCCCCUUCCCUGCUCCCCCGCAUCCGCCGCCCUGCUUCCCCCCAUCCCCUUCCCUUCUUUCCCCCAUCCCCUUCCCUGCUUCCCCCCAUCCCCUUCCCUGCUUUUCCCCAUCCCCUUCCCUGCUUCUCCCCAUCCCCUUCCCUGCUUACCCCCAUCCCCUUCCCUGCUUCCACCCAUCCCCUUCCCUGCUUCCCCCCAUCCCCUUCCCUGCUUUCCCCCAUCCCCUUCCCUGCUUCCCCCCAUCUCCUUCCCUGCUUACCCCCAUCCCCUUCCUUUCUUCCACUCCUCCCCUUCCCUGCUUCCCCCCAUUUCCUUCCCUGCUUCCUCCCAUCCGCUUCCCUGCUUCCCCCCAUUUCCUUCCCUGCUUCCUCCCAUCCCCUUCCCUUCUUCCCCCAUCCCCUUCCCUGAUUCCCCCCAUCCCUCUCCCUGCUUCCACCCAUCCCCCUCCCUGCUUCCGCCCAUCCCCUUCCUUGCUUCCCCCCAUCCCCUUCCCUGCUUCCACCCAUCCCCUUCCUUCAUUCCCCCCAUCCCCUUCCCUUCUUCCCCCCAUCCCCUUCCCUGCUUCCCCCCAUCCCCUUCCCUGCUUUUCCCCAUCCCCUUCCCUGCUUCUCCCCAUCCCCUUCCCUGCUUACCCCCAUCCCCUUCCCUGCUUCCACCCACCCCCUUCCCUGCUUCCCCCCAUCCCCUUCCCUGCUUUCCCCCAUCCCCUUCCCUGCUUCCCCCCAUCCCCUUCCCUGCUUCCCCCCAUCCCCUUCCUUGCUUCCACUCAUCCCCUUCCCUGCUUCCCCCCAUUUCCUUCCCUGCUUCCUCCCAUCCGCUUCCCUGCUUCCCCCCAUCCCCUUCCCUGCUUCCCCCCAUCCCCUUCCCUGCUUCCCCCAUCCCCUUCCCUGAUUCCCCCCAUCCCUCUCCCUGCUUCCACCCAUCCCCCUCCCUGCUUCCGCCCAUCCCCUUCCCUGCUUCCCCCCAUCCCCUUCCCUGCUUCCACCCAUCCCCUUCCUUCAAUCCCCCCAUCCCCUUCCCUGCUUCCCCCCAUCCCCUUCCCUGCUUCCCACCAUCCCCUUCCCUGCAUCCCCCCAUCCCCUUCCCUGCUUCCCCCCAUCCCCUUCCCUGCUUCCCCCCAUCCCCUUCCUUGCUUCCACUCAUCCCCUUCCCUCCUUCCCCCCAUCCCCUUCCCUCCUUCCUCCCAUCCGCUUCCCUGCUUCCCCCCAUCCCCUUCCCUGCUUCCCCCCAUCCCCUUCCCUGCUUUUCCCCAAUCCCCUCCCUGCUUCUCCCCAUCCCCUUCCCUGCUUCCCCCCAUCCCCUUCCCUGCUUCCACCCAUCCCCUUCCCUGCUUCCCCCCAUCCCCUUCCCUGCUUCCCCCCAUCCCCUUCCCUGCUUCCACCCAUCCCCUUCCUUCAUUCCCCCCAUCCCCUUCCCUGCUUCCCCCCAUCUCCUCUGCUUCCCCCCAUCCCCUUCCCUGCUUCCCCCCAUCCCCUUCCCUGCAUCCCCCCAUCCCCUUCCCUGCUUCCCCCCAUCCCCUUCCCUGCUUCCCCCCAUAA